CUUGGAAGUGGAGACUGGGGCAGAAGGUGGGGAGGAAGAGGUAGCUGCCGGCCCCAAAGAGUGCACAGAUGCUAUGUGCGGGAUUGGCUAGAAGUAAGAAAAGAAGUGGAGGAAGUCUCUUAAAAGUGGGACAGACCUAGUCAGCUUAACCCAGCAUGAGACACAGAAUGCUACUAUAGAUGCUGUGCCUGGAAUUGUACCUAAGAAGUUCUUCCAUUUAUUAAUAUUUUCUCUCUGGAAUUACAUGGUUUGAAACUGCUUGAUUUUGAAAUGAUUUAGAAUAUAAUUCAGUCUGCUUAGAUGUACUAAACAUAUCUACCCAUCUAUUGGUAGACUUUUUCCUACUGGAAUGUUUAUAAUAGAAGUAAGAUGCUUCUUACAUUUUCACUCACAGGGAACACAUAAAAUAGCAUGGAAUAAACAGCUUGCCCUGUGUCUGCAUAGAUUUGCUUCAGAUCUGUCUGCCCUCUUGUGUUAAGCAGUCUCAUUGCAGUUGCUCUCACCAGCCAGAUGUUUAACAAAGCAGUUGUACCAAGGAAACAGUGCAUACAAAGCGUACUGAUGAAGGACUGAAGAUUAAAUUCAAAUGCAAUGGAUUUUCCCCUAAAAGAAUAGGAGCAGAGAAAGCUUUCACAAUCUUUAAAUAACAAUACUUUUCUUGGCAAACUUCACGUCUAGUACUAUUAGAGGGAGGAGAGAACAGCAAAAACCCCUCCGCCUCCACAUCAAUUUGGCUGCUCAGGAACAUGUUGGAUGAGCUCUGAGACAUCAUUUCUGAGCUACACUGCUCUGUUCUUCUCUGCAAACACUGCACAGAAUGUGAUCCAGGUGAAGUGAAGAAAUAGUCUCCCAGCUGAACUACUAUGAGGUCAGAAGCCUUGCUGCUAUAUUUCACACUGCUACACUUUGCUGGGGCUGAUUUCCCAGAAGAUCCUGAGCCAAUCAGUAUUUCGCAUGGCAACUAUACAAAACAGUAUCCGGUGUUUGUGGGUCACAAGCCAGGACACAGCGCCCCACAAAGGCACAAACUGGACAUCCAGCUUCUCAUGAUCAUGGACAGAACCAUCUACGUUGCUGCUAGGGACCAUAUUUAUACUGUUGAUAUGGACAUAUCACAUACAGAAGAAAUUUAUUUUAGCAAAAAAUUGACGUGGAAAUCCAAACAGCUCGAUGUAGACACAUGCAAAAUGAAGGGAAAACAUAAGGAUGAAUGUCAUAACUUCAUUAAGGUUCUCCUAAAACGAAAUGAUGAUACAUUAUUUAUUUGCGGGACAAAUGCCUUUAGUCCCUCCUGCAGGAAUUAUAAGAUGGAUACUCUAGAGUUUCUGAAAGAGGAGUUUAGUGGAAUGGCCAGGUGUCCUUAUGAUGCAAAACAUGCCAAUGUUGCACUGUUCGCAGAGGGAAAGCUCUAUUCUGCCACUGUGACAGACUUCCUUGCCAUAGAUGCAGUCAUUUACCGAAGUCUUGGAGACAGCCCAACUCUGCGGACAGUCAAACAUGAUUCAAAAUGGUUGAAAGAGCCAUACUUUGUCCAUGCAGUGGAUUAUGGCAACUAUAUCUACUUCUUCUUUAGAGAAAUAGCAGUGGAGUACCACAGCAUGGGAAAGGUAGUUUUCCCCAGAGUAGCUCGGGUUUGCAAGAAUGACAUGGGUGGAUCUCAACGAGUGCUAGAAAAACAGUGGACUUCCUUCCUAAAGGCACGAUUGAACUGCUCAGUUCCUGGAGAUUCACACUUCUACUUUAACAUACUGCAGGCGGUUACAGAUGUUAUCCGUAUCAACGGUCGGGAUAUUGUCUUAGCAACCUUCUCCACCCCAUAUAACAGCAUCCCUGGCUCUGCUGUCUGCGCUUAUGAUAUUCUUGACAUUGCCAAUGUCUUUUCUGGGAGAUUCAAAGAGCAAAAGUCUCCAGAUUCAAUAUGGACACCAGUUCCUGAUGAACGAGUGCCAAAGCCCAGACCAGGUUCCUGUGCUGGCUCUACAUCUCUUCAAAAGUACACAUCCUCCAACGAGUUUCCAGAUGACACUCUAAACUUUAUCAAAACACAUUCUCUCAUGGACGAAGCGGUACCAUCAAUUGUUAACAAGCCAUGGUUUCUGCGGACAAUGGUCAGAUAUCGCUUGACCAAAAUUGCUGUUGAUAAUGCCGCUGGGCCAAAUCAGAAUCACACUGUGGUUUUCCUUGGAUCAGAGAAGGGAAUCAUCUUGAAGUUCUUGGUCAGGACAGGAAAUAGCGGUUUUCUAAAUGAUAGCCUUUUUCUGGAGGAGAUGAGCAUUUACAAUCCUGAAAAGUGCAGCUAUGAUGGGAUAGAAGACAAAAGAAUUGUGGGCAUGCAGCUGGAUAAACGAACCAGUGCCCUUUAUGUAGCAUUCUCAAACUGUUUAAUAAGAGUUCCGCUGGGAAGGUGUGAGCGUCACGGCAAGUGCAAAAAGGCCUGCAUAGCUUCUAGAGAUCCAUAUUGUGGAUGGAUGAAGGAAACCGGGGCAUGCAUGCAGCUCUUUCCUGGAACUACACUGGCAUUUGAGCAGGACAUAGAGCAUGGCAAUACCGAUGGCCUGGGUGACUGCCAAAAUUCGUUCGUAGCACUGAAUGACAUUUCAACUACUUCAUCAGAUCAUGAAAUGUCUUACACUACAGUGUAUGGACACUCCAGUGCCCUGGUUCCCAGCACCACCACUUCAGACUCUCCAGCCCAACAGGGCUACGAUGCUAGGGGGCGCAUGCUAGAUUGGAAGGAUCCGGUUGGCUCAUCUGAAAACACAAAUCCACAUGUGGCUGUCUCAUCGCAUAAUCACCAAGACAAAAAGGGAGUCAUUCGUGAGAGUUAUCUGAAAGGUCAUGAUCAGCUGGUGCCUGUCACCCUUCUGGCUAUUGCAGUCAUUCUUGCCUUUGUCAUGGGGGCUGUCUUCUCGGGGAUCAUAGUGUACUGCAUCUGUGACCAUCGGCGUCGAGAUGUGACCAUCGUGCAGAGGAAGGAGAAGGAGCUGACCCAGUCCCGCCGGGGUUCUAUGAGCAGCGUCACCAAGCUCAGCGGCCUCUUUGGGGACAGUCAGUCUAAAGAGCCAAAGCCUGAAGCCAUUCUCACACCCCUGAUGCACAAUGGCAAACUUGCUACCCCAGGCAGCACUGCCAAGAUGCUUAUCAAAGCUGACCAACAUCACCUGGACUUGGCUGCUCUACCAACCCCAGAGUCCACCCCAACACUUCAGCAGAAGAGGAAGCCCAGCCGUGGCAGCAGAGAUUGGGAGAGAAACCAGAAUCUAAUCAAUGCCUGCACGAAAGAUAUCCCCCCCAUGGCAUCACCUGUGAUCCCCACAGAUCUUCCUCUCCGGGCUUCGCCCAGCCAUAUCCCAAGUGUGGUAGUCCUGCCCAUCUCUCAGCAAGGCUAUCAGCAUGAAUACGUUGAUCAGCCAAAAAUGAGUGACGUGGCACAGAUGGCAAUGGAGGACCAAAGCGCCACACUUGAGUACAGAACCAUAAAGGAGCAUCUUAGUGGCAAAAGCCCCAACCACGGGGUAAAUCUGGUGGAAAACCUGGAUAGCAUGCCACCAAAAGUACCCCAGAGGGAAGCCUCCCUGGGUCCCCCUGGGUCCUCUCUAUCCCAGGGCGGUCUGGGCAAGCGAUUGGAAAUGCAUACUUCUGCUUAUAACGUGGACUACAAGAGAAACUACCCAACGAACUCGCUUACGAGAAAUCAUCAGACAUCAACUCUCAAAAGAAAUAAUACUAAUUCUUCUAAUUCCUCCCACCUUUCGAGAAAUCAGAGCUUUGGAAGGGGAGACAACCCCCCUCCCGCUCCACAAAGAGUGGACUCUAUACAAGUCCAUGCUGCUCAGGGUCAGACCGUGACUGUGUCUAGACAGCCUAGUCUCACCACAUACAACUCUCUGACAAGAUCAGGGUUGAAACGCACACCAUCGUUAAAACCCGACGUACCUCCCAAGCCCUCCUUUUCCCCUCUUUCAACGUCCAUGAAGCCUAAUGAUGCAUGUACAUAAUCACCGUGGGGUGGGGGGGAACAGCAGGUGACCCGAGUAUGCCCUUAAAAGCCAGGAUUUGGCAACCGGAUUGCUCAUUCCAACUGACAAAGAAGCUGUUGCUUAGCUGAGGAUGUAUUGCUCUCUGGGAAAAGUGGAAUAUUUUUGAACAAUCGGGCCAUGCAAUCCAUGGUUUGCAACUGUAGGACCCACCCCCACAACACGACAGUUCUUUACUCAAAAGACUAACCACAAACAUUGAGCCAAAAGCACACACAUGAAUGAUGACUGUGAUAACUUCACUCUCAACUGCACAGUGCAUCCCGGAAUUGGGAAACAAGUGCUUUGAAAGCAAAAGGGGGGCGGGGGGGAGACAGAACCAACACCAACAAAAGUGGAAUUCAUUGAUUAAGCUAACUCUUAACUGAACUGUGGCAGACGUUUACUAUGUGCAGGUACUGUGAAAUGCCCAUCAGUGUUACAGCCAUUUGGUUAUAGCAGAUUGCCAUGUUGGGCAACAACUCUGUCAUAAGUUUCUGCUACUCUUCUCUUUUAAUGAAUAACAUGUGACUGUUAACGCAAGUAACUCCUAUUAUUUAUUGUUCAUCCUUUUGUCUUUUUUUAUUAUUCCUAAGGAAAUUACUUCUGCAUAUCAUCGUAUGAGCAGCUCUCCAGAAGGAAAACAAACAAACAAAUAUUGCAAAUUAUGCCUAUUUAACGUGAAACCCAUUAACUGGAGUAAUUAAAACUCUUUUUAUUUUUCCAAUAAAUUCACUGAGUUAAAUAAGUUGGAGCUGGAAUUCUGAACUUUGUGUUUGGACUCUCUGAUCUCUUUCUGGAAAUCAAAAAAGGGGGAAUAUUUAUUUAAAUGUCAGUUGAUUGUGCUGUCUGGCCUUUCCACCUCUUCUGUCAGGCAGCAAAUAAAGAAACAAAAAUCCCUCCUACCCACCCUCCAAGGUUCCCAUCUUCCUAGAGUAACGGCAGAGGAGGCUCUUGAAAGCUGCACAUCUGCGCCCCAUUGCUGUGAACAUGGUUUUGUCAGUAGCUCAUACUUUCUGUGAAGGCACCAGCUUGUUCUCUGCCAUCUCAUCUCACCCUUGCAUGUGAGAUGGCAAAUCAAAUCUACAAACAUUGUGAAUUCCUUCAUAUGCUGGCUUGUGCCAUGCAUAGAUUAUGGUCUUACUGCACGAGUUUUUUUCGUGGAAAUACAUCUGUGAAUAGCCUGUUUUCUUCCACAUGUAAAUUUGUGCCUUACACCCUCAGUUGUGUAUAUUUGUGAGAUGUAGUAUGUAAAACCUUAUCCCUCUCUCUAGAAUAAAUCAGAUAUUUAUUUAUCCCAUCCUCACUUAUCCCCCCCCCAAACCCGGAGAAUUUGAGGACACGCUGUUCCGAGAAGAAUGUUGUGACUGUCAGAAUACCCUGGCCGACAAGAAGACAGACCAGUAACAAUAUUCAGCGUGACUUUCGAGUUGUGCCAAUUUGGUUCUCAAACCAACUUUGGGCUAUGCUGGCAGUAUAGAUGCUGUACUGUGGGCAGCAUUUCCUUCUAUCUAAAUAUGUUCAUAUCAUUUCAGCAUAGUGAUCUAUUCUUAUUCUUUACCAGCAUAAAAGUCAUGAACAGAACGUCACCUAGUCUGGUAUGUGUCUGCCUCAGAGAAGCACUGUGGCUGUUGUUCCGGCAGAAAAACCUCGGGCACGCAAGCUAGCGUAUGACCAAUGCAUGGCAUGAAAUGGAAAUAAGCCUAAAGCAGGCUGGUUCCUGCUGGUUCUCAAUAACUGCGACAGUAAGGCAAAUCCAGAAGGAUGCUGCAUAACCCCCUUUUUUAAAAGAAAAAGGGGGGAAAUGAAUUUUAUUUCAUUUUUAAUCCCAUUUGUCAGGAUGGGGGAACGUGUGGGUGCACGGAGUGUGUGUGUGUGUGUGUGUGUGUGUGUGUGUAUGGUUUGACAGUUUAUCAGUUGGUCGAGCACAAGCAUAUAUUUUAUUUUUAAUCUGUUACUAUAAUUAUGUCGAUAUGCUGUAGCAAAAAAGGGGGGGUGGGGGUGGAUGGUGUUUUUAUAUUGCCUGGAGAGAAUGUUUGGGAGGGUUCGGGUGGGGUGGUUUCUGUUUGGAUUUCUUGGGGGUGGGCGUUAUUUUUUAAGAGAAGAAUUUUAUUUUGCUGCAUUUAGGGAGGAGGGGCAUUUUGUUUUCUGAAGGAUCAAAAACAAGGAAAGUUUUCGAGAUGGUUAGCACAUAGGUGGUUGUUUAGACAGUCUGAAUGGUUGAAACCAAAUUGUGUAACAAGGGUGCUUGCAUCUUCUCUCCUUUCAUCUCUGCCUCUAAUGAAACUGAUUUGUUCACCAUGAGGGAACUAUGCAUACUGAAGUCAAAGCAAUGCUUCUGUUGGGGAUUUUGUUUUGUCUUUCUAAUUUCUUUCUAAACUGCAGGUAGCAGGGAAUUCAUCAGGCAAAUAAAAAGGAGCAAUGCAGUAUUUUGUUCCCGAGCUCAACCCCCUGGAGUUCCAGAGGGCACAGUGCCCCUUGUUACACCUUAGCAAAGCAUUCUGUCAUAAUGUAGAAAUGAAUAAUCACUACAGCUUUGUACAGAGAUCUGCCUUUGUAAUAUACAUCACGCCAACGACUGGGUUGACCUUGAGAUGCCCAUUUUGUACUGGAGUGUGUUUUCUGUUCUCUUCCUUUCUUCCUUCCCUCCACCACCUCUUUCCGCCCCUUGGUGUGAAGAGGGUCUUGUUAGACCUACGUGUGCCUUUGCUUUCCACCCUUGCUAUACACUGGUAGACACAACAAAUUCAGACUCUCAUUUGUUGUAAAGUUGUAAAAUGUUGUGAUGUCACCAACUUCCCUUCAUCUCCACAUCCCUCUAACAUCUGAUUCACAAUUUAAUGUAUGUUGUUAAAAAAAGAAAAAGGAAAAAAAUAUUUUAAAAAUAGAAAAGGAAAAGAAAAAAAUGGCAAGGGAAGAAAAAAAAAAUCUCUUGAUGACAUAAAGUAAUAAACCCAGACUGUUCUACCUUA
Messenger RNA from Hemicordylus capensis (graceful crag lizard), 6988 nucleotides. RefSeq names its product semaphorin 6A (gene SEMA6A). The record is from RefSeq and is a predicted model, not a curated record. Gene Ontology annotation, molecular function: semaphorin receptor binding; chemorepellent activity. The transcript has 23 exons. Lineage: Eukaryota; Metazoa; Chordata; Lepidosauria; Squamata; Cordylidae. Gene Ontology annotation, biological process: negative regulation of axon extension involved in axon guidance; negative chemotaxis; positive regulation of neuron migration. Bases 864 to 3998 code for a protein of 1044 amino acids.